GCGCUCUUUAAUGGCGCACUCUUCCACUUCUCCAACCCGUUCAAAGAAAACACAAACCGUCCAUUUUCGAGCAACAUUCCAAACUGCAGAGAUAGCACUUGUCGCGAAGAUCAGAACUCUCCAUCAACACAACGUAGAACUCUCGAUCAAGAAUCUCAAGAAAAAACGAAGUUAUAAUAGUCAAGAAAAAAUGACAGCCAGAAACCAAGUUGGAAGAAAUGACGAGGUGGACCACUUUAGAGUGGAAUAUGCUUCCAGGAUUCUAUUCCAUGACAUGAAUCUAGACAAAGCUGAAACCAUUAGAAAAAGUAAUGCAAUAAGACUGUCCAAGCCAUCCUCAUUUUUAUUGAGUCCAUAUUGUCAGAUAGAUUCUAAGGAUAUUGACACUGUUUAA
This is a messenger RNA of Arachis duranensis, 394 nucleotides long. RefSeq lists its product as uncharacterized. Bases 11 to 394 code for a protein of 127 amino acids. The transcript is spliced from 3 exons. The record is from RefSeq and is a predicted model, not a curated record. NCBI's taxonomy places the organism in Eukaryota, Viridiplantae, Streptophyta, Magnoliopsida, Fabales, Fabaceae.